UCACCAGCCUCCGGCCAGUUUUCAUUCCAACGCCUCACGCGGCGAACGUCAAGAUGUUCUUCGAAAGUUUCGUACUAAACAUAACCGUGAUACUCGUUUUGAUCGUCGCUCUCACUUUCGACUAUGUCACCAAGUUCUUCAGCUACUGGUACAUACGCCACAUCCCUAACAAAACACCUAUUCCUUUCUUCGGAACCGACUACUUCAGAAUUUUCGGCAUCAGAAGCAAUACAGAUCAAGUGAACGCGCUCUACUCACAGUACCCCAAAGAAAAGUUCGUCGGAAGCAUCAAAAGUCGGAUCCCGGAUUUGAUAGUGAAAGAUCCGGACGCUGUAAAGACGAUACUGUCUACAGACUUCGCGGAUUUCCAUUGCAGAGGGCUCGCCUUGGACAAAUCUCAGGAUGUUUGUUUACGAAACAAUUUGUUUUACGCCGAAGGAGAAAAGUGGACUCUACUCCGAGAGGGAUUGAAAUCAGUUUUGAGCAACCUAAAGUGCGACUCCGAAGCCAGCCUGCAUGACUGUUUGUCAGGAACAAAUGGAGAUACAAAUGUUCAACAGUUAUUGUCUAAGGUAUUGGAUGGAAUUUUCAAGGACUUGUUAUUAGACGAAAGUUCGGACGGGCGAGUUAUAUCCGACAUGAGGUCGACGGUUCAGAAACGCACUUUUGUUGACAGGUUCAAAACUUAUUUAAAACAUAUUUUUCCUUCUUUGUACGUGAUGUUUGGUUUAGUAACGAUGCCGGACAAGCUGUCGUCAAAAACGAAAAAUGAAUUGGAGAAAUCUAAGUUGGCUGAAAUCAUAAAGGAAGGAUCGGUUUUCCAAUUGGGAUUGAAGGAAAAGAAUAGAUCGUUAAGUGACGUUGAUUUUGCGUUCGCAGUGCUAUCAACAUUUAUAACAGAAGGCUACGUCCCUUGUCAUAACUUGCUGACAGCAAUUUUGUAUGACUUGGCGAAGAAUCAGCAGGUUCAGAAGAAAGUUCGAGAAUCCAAUGAAGAAUACCUAGAUGCUGUCAUCAAAGAAUCAUUGAGACUUCAUCCUCCUUACUCCGUUGUUUCUCGUCAGUGUAUGAAGAUGUAUCAAUACCCAGAGAGUGAUUUGGUUAUUGAUAAGAAGAUCACCAUCAAUGUACCGGUAGAAGCAAUGCACAGAGAUGAAAAAUAUUAUAAAGACCCAAAGAGUUAUGCCCCAGAAAGAUUUUUGGCUGAAACGUCUCCAACACACAGCUUUGCCUAUUUGCCUUUUGGGGCUGGCCCAAGAAAAUGUUUAGGUGAACAACUAUCAAUGCAAAUCUCCCGUACGGUGACCAGAGCAAUCCUGAAGAGGUACCAGCUCGAGGUCUGUGAUCGAACACCGAAGGAGCUGACCCUGGCUGACCACGGCUUUGGAAGAGCCGUAAAUAGAGAUAUAUGGCUAAGAUUCAAGCCUAUUAGUUAUUAAGUUUCUGUAUUGUUAGGUUUAAACGGUGAUAGUAGAUACUUUGCAACGUUAAAGUUGUUUUUGACAUACCUAAGUGAGGGUUUUUUUUUUAAUAAUAGUAAUUUAACUAUUUAUUUAUUGUGUAUUUUAAGCUGCAGGGUUUUAAAGAUACAAAUUAGAAUUAGAAAAAAUGUAUUAACAACAAUCCCAAUUUAUUUAAAGUCUUAAUUAAUACAUGAGUAGGUACAGCUAAUGAUAAAGAUUUAGACUAGAAAGGGAUUGUAGGACAUAAUAUUACCUAAAAGUAAAAAAAAAACUGCUCUCAUAAUAGCACUCUCUUUUUGAUAAAUUAUGAGAUUAAUUUAAGUAACGUUUUUUUGCAUUUUAGAUAAAUCUCCAAGUAGACCUACUCUUAACAACGUCUAAUCAUCAUCUUAACUACAAAAAUCCCGUUCGUGACAGUAACUGCUAAUCAAAAUUAAUUACCCGCUGUUUUCCAAAUAAGUAGGUAUGCUCUACUUCGUACAGACGACAGCACGUCAAGAUAUUACACCUUAUGUACUUGUAACAAGUUCUAUUUUUGAACAAGAUAGUAUAAAUGUGUCUGACUGUACGAGUACUUAACCAAGCCAUAUUGCUCUCAAGUAUAGUACAUUGUAUAAUUAUAUAAGUGAGUAAUUGCUCGUAUUUUGACUAUAAAAUAGGAUUUUAAAUCUAAAUAUUGGGUGUACUUUAUCAUUAAAAGUU
Molecule: messenger RNA, 2165 nt
Organism: Ostrinia nubilalis (European corn borer)
Lineage: Eukaryota; Metazoa; Arthropoda; Insecta; Lepidoptera; Crambidae
Gene: CYP338A1
Product: cytochrome P450 6B1-like
Exons: 2
Coding region: 54-1439 (461 amino acids)
Molecular function (GO): oxidoreductase activity, acting on paired donors, with incorporation or reduction of molecular oxygen; iron ion binding; heme binding
Source: RefSeq, a predicted model, not a curated record